Hordeum vulgare subsp. vulgare (domesticated barley) is the source of this 732-nucleotide messenger RNA. Its product is annotated as 2-oxoisovalerate dehydrogenase subunit beta 2, mitochondrial-like. The record is from RefSeq and is a predicted model, not a curated record. Bases 1 to 732 code for a protein of 243 amino acids. The transcript has 9 exons. Gene Ontology annotation, biological process: response to nutrient; branched-chain amino acid catabolic process. NCBI's taxonomy places the organism in Eukaryota, Viridiplantae, Streptophyta, Magnoliopsida, Poales, Poaceae.
AUGGCAGCGGGGCUGGAUUGCAUGGCUUUGGUGGUCGCCGGCAGCGAGAGGGGGAGAGAGCGGCGCAGAUCUGGAUCAGCGCCCGCCGUCUCCCCGAACCCUAGCUCCGCCGCCGCGGAGGACCACCACCUCCCUGACCUCACCGUCCUCGGCCGCCACCUCAAGUCCCCCUGCAAGACCCACGCCGUCCUUGUCCUCUCUACCGGCGGCGCCCCAUCCUCCGCCCCUGCAGCGCAGCACCACUCUUACGUCUUUGGAGAGGAUGUGGGUUUCGGCGACGUCUUCCACUGCACGACAGGGCUAGCCGAACGAUUCGGGAAACAGAGAGUAUUCAAUACGCCAUUGUGUGAACAGGGUAUUGCCGGAUUUGCUAUUGGCUUAGCAGCAAUGGACAAUAGAGCUAUUGCUGAAAUCCAGUUUGCACAUUAUAUCUUUCCAGCAUUUGAUCAGAUUGUCAACGAAGCCGCUAAAUUCAGAUACCGAAGUGGAAAUGAAUUUACCUGUGGAGGUUUAACAAUUCGAUCUCCAUAUGGAGCUGUUGGACAUGGUGGUCACUACCAUUCACAGUCACCAGAGGCUUUCUUCUGCCAUGUUCCUGGCCUGAAGGUUGUCAUACCUCGGAGUCCACGUGAGGCCAAGGGACUUUUGCUGGCCAGCAUUCGUGACCCAAACCCACUCAUCUUUUUCGAGCCAAAGUGGCUGUACCGUUUGUCUGUUGAAGAAGUUUUUUAG